AUGCCCCCAGUAAAGCACCGCAAAGUUGUGAUGCUCGGAUACCCAUCAGUCGGUAAAUCUUCGCUGGCUCUGCAGUUCAUCAAAGGAGAUUUCCCCACAGACUACGAGCCCACCAUUGAGAACACUUGGAGCAAGACCUUUGUACUGGGGACGGAUGAGUUUGAACUGGACGUGGUGGACACAGCAGGACAGGAUGAGUACUCCUUGCUCCCCCAGUCAUUUAUUUUCGGCAUACAUGGCUACAUUGUAGUGUAUUCUGUGGCUUGCUCAAGAAGCUUCCAGAUCGCAACUGGAUUGCACAGAGUGCUUGUGGAUAGAAGAGGGAAAUGCCUCAUGCCUAUUGUCCUUGUGGGGAAUAAGAAUGAUCUCCCGUCCCAAUGUCGUGAAGUGAAACAAGAAGAGGGCAAGAAACUGGCUGAUUCCUGGGGAGCAGCAUUCAUGGAAGUUUCUGCUAAAGACCCAGAGAAAAGCAAACAAAUCUUUACUAAAAUCAUUGAGGAAAUUGACCGUGUGGAGAGAUCCUUCAGCGAGGAGAAAAAGUGUUCCUUCAUGUAA
Nanorana parkeri is the source of this 555-nucleotide messenger RNA. RefSeq names its product Ras homolog enriched in brain like 1 (gene RHEBL1). NCBI's taxonomy places the organism in Eukaryota, Metazoa, Chordata, Amphibia, Anura, Dicroglossidae. Gene Ontology annotation, molecular function: GTPase activity; GTP binding; GDP binding. The transcript is spliced from 8 exons. Bases 1 to 555 code for a protein of 184 amino acids. Gene Ontology annotation, cellular component: plasma membrane. Gene Ontology annotation, biological process: small GTPase-mediated signal transduction. The record is from RefSeq and is a predicted model, not a curated record.